Messenger RNA from Didymosphaeria variabile, 804 nucleotides. RefSeq lists its product as uncharacterized. Bases 1 to 804 code for a protein of 267 amino acids. The transcript has a single exon. The record is from RefSeq and is a predicted model, not a curated record. Gene Ontology annotation, molecular function: oxidoreductase activity, acting on the CH-OH group of donors, NAD or NADP as acceptor. NCBI's taxonomy places the organism in Eukaryota, Fungi, Ascomycota, Dothideomycetes, Pleosporales, Didymosphaeriaceae.
AUGCUUGACCUCAAAGGGAAAGUCGCACUUAUCAUUGGACUCGGCCAAACUGGGACAGAAGGAUGGGGCAUCGGAGCUGCAUGUGCGGUCCUCUUCUCGCGGCAAGGUGCCCUCAUCUUUGGCGGGAACCGCACCCUCGCAUCCACUACCAAAACAACCCAAACAAUACACUCCGAAGGCGGAACCUGCGACAUCAUUCCCACAGACGCGACAGACUCACCAUCCGUCAAAGCCCUAGUAGACGCUUGUCUAGCAAAGCAUGGCCGCAUCGACAUCCUCCUCUGCAACGUCGGUGUUUCGGCACCCGGAAACCCAGCCACAAUGGCCGAAGAAAUCUGGGACGCACAGAUGGACAUCAACUUGAAAAGCGUCUAUCUAGCAUGCCACCAUGUCCUACCCGUCAUGGAGGCGCAACCCACCGGCGGCGCCAUCGUCUGCGUCUCCAGCAUCGCAGGCAUGCGAUACAUCGGCAAGCCGCAGAUUGCUUACAACACUGCCAAAGCGGCGAUUCUCCAGUUCGUCAAGGCGACGGCAGUUAUGUACGCCGAUAAGAAUGUGAGGUUGAAUACUGUGGUUCCUGGGUUGAUGGAUACACCGUAUACCAAGGGUCUGGCGGACCGGUACGGGAAGGAUUAUCAGGAGUUCAAGGAAGGGAGGGAUCGACAGGUGCCAAUGGGGAGAAUGGGGGAUGCGUGGGAUGUGGCGAAUGCGGCGUUGUUCUUGGUGAGUGAUGAGAGUAAGUAUGUUACUGGGCAGAAGAUUGUGGUUGAUGGAGGGAUCACGGGAAGCACCGGGAGGACGUGA